AUCAGAGAGAGCAAUUUGAUUCUCUCUGUAUAAAUAACUUCAUAUUCUUUAAUUUUCUAUCUUUUUAUUCAUUAUUAUUUUCUUAAAGAAAAUUACUAACACAUACAAAACCGUAAUAUAGAGAAUAUCAAUUGAUUUCGGGGAGGCAGAGAUAGUAACAGAAUCAUGGACCCUUCGAUAAUGAAGCUCAUGGAAGAAGACGAGGACGAAAGUAUGCAUUCAGGUGCUGAUGUGGAGGCUUUUCAGGCUGCGCUAAAUCGAGAUAUUGGAGGAGAUGCUCAACCAUCUGUAUUGUCCAAUGAAACCAGUCAAAUCCCAAGUUUAGCAUAUCCAAAUUGGCAACAGAAUGAAAAUACUAAUGUUUCAACUCAGCAACAACAAACAGCAGGAACAACAACGCAGCAGCAGCACUUAUUAGUAACAGAGAUAAAGCAGCAUGGGUCUGCUGGUGAGAAUCAGCCACUACGGAAUGUUGUCAAACGGGAAUCUACUGCCCUCCCAUUACAUCAGAAACAACCCCAAGGAAAUAUUGGAAUCCAGACAUCUGGAAGAACUCCUUUGCCAGUAUCUGAGCCUGAGAAAAUGCAAGUUUCAGACACUGAAUCCCAAUACUUGAAGGUACAGAAGAUGGGUAAUCAACAAACUAUGGGCAUGAAGCUAUCAUUUGAGUCAUUGCUCCCUUUUUUAAAGCCCCAUCUUGAUAAAGACAGAGAGAUGCACCUUCAAACUCUGUUUGACGAACUCAGGAAAAGUAAAAUUGUGAAAGAACAAUUUGUCAGGCUUAUGAAAGGUAUUGUAGGGGAACAAGCCCUUAGAUUGGCACUUGCACAAUUGCAAUCUCAGCCAGGUUCUAACCAAUCGCAGUUACAAUCUCAAGCUUUUGCACCUCAACACAAUGUGAGGAUGCCUAUUAGUGCUACUGUGUCUUCUGCAGUCCAAGCGCAGGCUGAUUCUAGCUGUCCGUCUGCAGAAAAUAAUGCUCAGAAAUCUCAAGAGGUGGAAUGCCAGCCGAACUCUCAUGGAAUGCAAGUAAGCCAGUUGUCUUCCUCCAGUACCAGGGCACUCAGUCAAGAUAGCAACUGUUCUUUGAUCUCAGUGCCAGGCCAUAAUAAGCAGCAGCAGCAGGAACAGCAACAUUUGCACUUUCCACAGAAUUCCUUUCCAAUGUAUGGUAAUAAUAGUGGUACUCAUCGCCCAUAUUCUGGAACAAACUUCAAUACUUCAGGGUCAUCCAUGAGGCCACAGUCUCAUGAUUUACAAAUGAGGAAAAUAUCACAUCCAACCACUGGUGCAACUCAAAUAGGAGGUUCAGCGCAGGCAAUGGACAUGAUAAAGGUGUCAAAAUUUGAGAGACCAAAUUCUGGUACUGAUCCCAAUAAAGUACAAAGUGGUUCUGCGGCCCAAUAUACAAACAAAUCGGCAUUACAACCAAAUUCAGCUCCAUGGCAACCACCCACAAACAAAGAGCAAAAAUCUUCUCCAUUUCCAUCAAAAAAUUAUGUGAAACAAGAACCUGUUGAACAGGCCACCGAGCAGCAUCAGAAAUCCCAGUUAUCUAACCCUCAGGAUUUGUCUGCUGCACCAGUUGAACAGGGGAAUGCAGUGACAAGCAAUUUAAAGGUCGACUCUUUAGAGAAGCAGUCUUCUAAAGUUGGUAUCUCUAUACCUAGUAGUAUGGUGCCCUCAAGUUCAGUUUCUACUUCCAUUGCGACCCGAUUGGACCCUAUCAUCCAGGUUGGCUCUCAAAUCCAAUCUAUAGCUGCUUCUCCUGGAGUUAAUGCAAGAACACCUCCAAAAAAGCCUUUAAUUGGCCAAAAGAAGCCGCUUGAAGCACUUGGUUCAUCACCACCAAUGUCGAGUAAAAAGCAAAAAAUAUCAGUGGCCUCUUCGGAUCAAAGCAUUGAACAGCUCAAUGAUGUCACUGCUGUCAGUGGAGUUAAUCUAAGAGAAGAAGAAGAACAACUAUUUUCUGGGUCCAAGGAGGACAGUCGAGUUUCAGAAGCAUCUCGGAGGGUAGUGCAAGAAGAAGAAGAAAGACUGAUUUUACAGAAAACUCCACUGCAGAAAAAAGUGGCAGAGAUCAUGGCCAAAUGCGGUUUGAAGUAUAUCAACAGUGAUGUGGAGAGAUGCCUGUCCUUGUGCGUGGAGGAAAGAAUGCGUGGGUUAGUAAGUACCCUGAUCAGGCUAUCAAAGCAGCGGAUUGAUGCUGAGAAACCUAAACACCGGACUGUAAUUUCCUCGGAUGUUCGGCAACAGAUCAUGACAAUGAACCGGAAAGCUAAGGAAGAAUGGGACAAAAAGCAGGCUGAAUCAGAAAUGCUCCAAAAAGUUAAUGAACCUGAGGGUGAUACUGGAGCAGAAGGUGACAAGGAGAAAGACGAAGGUCGUGCAAAACCAGUUAAGGCAAGCAAGGAAGAGGAUGACAAAAUGAGGACUACAGCUGCAAAUGUUGCUGCCCGAGCUGCUGUUGGUGGAGAUGACAUGCUGUCAAAGUGGCAACUCAUGGUUGAGCAAGCCCGCCAGAAACGUGAAGCUGGGCCAGAGGCUGCAUCAGGUAUACAGUCAGCUAAAGAUGUUUUCGGCAAGCCUCUAUUAACAUCUGGAAAAGCUGUGAAGGAUGGUCAGGAACCAGAAAAGAGGAGCGCUGCAGUUACCUCCACAGGGGCUAGGAGAUUUGGAAGGAACCAAUCAGUUGCGCCACAAACUAGGCCGGCUCGUUCCAUAUCUGUUAAGGAUGUAAUUGCAGCACUGGAAAGAGAACCCCAGAUGUCAAAGUCUACUUUGAUAUAUCGCUUGUAUGAGAGAAUGCAAUCUGAUGCACUAAUAGAAUAGUAUGUUUGGGCCUGUCCCAGGAGACGCCAUUGGUUGAUGCUGACACAGUAUAGAUUCGUCUGGUGUAGCAGCACUGCUAGUUUACUGCAGGAAAUAGACUUGGCUAUUGUAUCAGACACAGCACUGCUGAGACCUAGUGUAGUAACGGGGCCUGGAAGUUGGGACAAAGACGAUACUGACUUGCUGACCAGAAGUUCUUCUUGAUUCAGUGUUCUCUUCUGGCUCAUUCCUCGUGACCUAUUUAACUGCAAGAGCAGUAUUUGGGUCAUUAUGCUAUGAGCACAACUAAAUUGGUUAAUCAAGUUUUGCUAUGAGAAAAUUUGCAGCUGCGUUGAUUCUAA
Ricinus communis (castor bean) is the source of this 3173-nucleotide messenger RNA. RefSeq names its product transcription initiation factor TFIID subunit 4b. The record is from RefSeq and is a predicted model, not a curated record. Bases 166 to 2832 code for a protein of 888 amino acids. The transcript has 14 exons. NCBI's taxonomy places the organism in Eukaryota, Viridiplantae, Streptophyta, Magnoliopsida, Malpighiales, Euphorbiaceae. Gene Ontology annotation, biological process: transcription initiation at RNA polymerase II promoter. Gene Ontology annotation, cellular component: transcription factor TFIID complex. Gene Ontology annotation, molecular function: protein heterodimerization activity; DNA binding; RNA polymerase II general transcription initiation factor activity.